Anopheles moucheti is the source of this 4749-nucleotide messenger RNA. It is a transcript of the gene Axn, whose product is annotated as axin. The record is from RefSeq and is a predicted model, not a curated record. The transcript has 10 exons. Bases 1012 to 3300 code for a protein of 762 amino acids. Gene Ontology annotation, biological process: negative regulation of canonical Wnt signaling pathway. NCBI's taxonomy places the organism in Eukaryota, Metazoa, Arthropoda, Insecta, Diptera, Culicidae.
UUUCUGGAAGGAAAGCAUGAAGCAACAACGGGACGGUUUUCCAUAGUUGAAUUUAACUGCGAAAAGCCAGUUCAAUGUGCCGAAACAAAUGAGUGGAUAACGCAAUGACGCUAGAAAACAAACAAAAUCUUUCAGGCCGGUGACAAUCAGUAGCAGUAUAUCAUCGAUUAAUGUUUAGCAUCAACGUGCCUAGAUAGGUCGCACUGUGACAAGGAAAUACCUUUCUACCGAUUCAUAUGUUAUUUGUUAUCAUCCCGAAACGGGGAGCAUAGGAAAUAGUUUGUUGAUGUUGUUUGAGAACAAAAAAAAAGCAUAUUCGUGUUAGCCGUGUUAUAUUCAGAGUGCCUCUAUAUGAUUUACUUGUAAGUGAAGUGGAAGAAAAAUCUAACCAAAUCGAUGUAAAUGACGAAAGCAAACACAACAAACACAUCCUCCCGAUCUUAAGCUGAAAAGUAGAAGAUCAGCCUCGUUUGAUAUGAUAACACGGUGGACGAGUAUGAUGGCGUAGAGCUCCGUGAUCAAUGGUUUGGUCGUGCUGGUUUGCUGAAGAUGAAUGUGGUAACCUAAAUUUAAGCUACUUCACCAAGACUGCCACUGUGAGCGGAUUAUACUUUCGAUAUUGCUAACAAUUGAUUACACGCCAGUUUGCCCAACGAAUGCACACGGCAGUAGGUAACCACAACUGCCUUCAAUACGACUGAUAACUGAGACUGGAACUACGUGACGAUUGCACGCCCGCUGCCAAUGCAGUUCUUAUCGAAUAAUUUGUACAAAAAUCGCUCGAGUUAUUAACACGAAACAACGAUCAGCUCAACAAUAUAAUCCCGCGAUUGUACGGGAUAUUGCGUAGCAUUUAUUAGUUGCGUGUUUGGUUGAGGAGAGAGACGAUAAACGAAGAACGGUUCAGCAAAAUCAAAGGCUGCCUUUAAACAUUAACGCCUCUCUGGCUAAUCCCCGGGAUCGAUCGUUGUAGGAUCGCUUUCGGACGGGUAUCACAUCAGCGCAUUACCGAUGAAUCAGCAAUACUUUCAUCAAAAGUUUGAUGACUUUCACAGCAGUGGACCGAGACCACCCGUGCCCGGAGAGGAAAGCCGUCGGAAGAUGACGGAAACGUCACAUUCGGAUCGAACGCGGGACGGUUCGCCCCCGGCAUACGUUCGAUGGGCCCAGAAACUUGCCUACCUGCUGGAAGAUGGCGACGGGGCCGAACUGUUUAAGCGCUACGUUGAGCUGGAAGGCGAGGAACCCUCGAAUCGGCUCAAGUUUUACUUUGCCUGCGAAGGGCUCAAGCAACAAACGGAUCCGGACAAGGUAACGCAACUGAUCGGUGCCAUCUAUCGGCGGUUUCUCAAGAAGGCCCAGCCCGGUUCCGAGCUGUACGUGAACGAGUCGCUGCGAAACUUCAUAAAGGCAGGUCUCAAGAAUGAACUGGAGCUUACGCCGGACAUCUUUGACCAGAUGCAGGCCGACGUGGCGAACAUUAUUGCCGAAACGACCUAUCCGCACUUUCUGCAGUCCGACCUGUACCUGCAGUAUGUGCAGAACAUGCAGAGUUCGAGCAGCAGCAGCAGUGUGAUCGGUAGCGGAAGCAACUGUAGUCUCGCAGCGGCAGCAGUGCCUUCAACGAGCGGUGGAGCCGGUUCCUCCGUAGCCGGAAUAUCGCACGGUGGAGCUGGAGGUAGUGGUAGCAGUGCCGGUGCCGGUGCAUCCUGUUCUCUGACGAGCAGCAGUUCCACCUCCGAGCUGUUCCUGCAUAGUUCAUCUGCUCUACCAACUGUGCACGAGGAUGCGGAACUGGCCAAUGCCGAUUCGAUCGAACAGCUGUACGGUGCUACCGGGCCGGGUUUAGACAGUCAUAUGGCGUUGGGAGCGCCGCCGCUUGUACCACCCAGCGCGACGGGUUCAACAUCCACCUCUAAGGUACCGAUGACACUGACAAAGGAUGCACUGAUGGCGACACAGAAACGACGGCUCGAGAUGAGACCACCCGGACCUCGCGGCUACUCCGUGUACACCGCCUAUGCAUCCUAUAAUCCGGUAUCGCGACGAGACUCAGAACUGGCCAGUCUGAGUUCCGGCCGUACCGAUUCCGAUACGAUGUCUCUCUCGAGCAUAUCCACUGAUGGACGGCCACAUUCGCAAAGAAAAAAACCUUAUCAUAACCAUUCGUCCAUUGAGCGAAGAAUGAUGCGUGAAAAUGCCUUAACCAACGAAGAAGUCGAUACGUUUUCGAUUAUUCCGAGGACCCAUCGGCAGACGCAGAAGCAACCACCACCGAUGGAGUUUGCUAAAAUUCUAAUCAACAAGUUGGAGAACGUAGCCCGUGAGCAGGAAAAGGAUGAAGUGUUGUGUAAAAAGAUGCAGGAGGCCGAACUGUCCGAUCGAUCGCAGAAUAAGGUGCUCGCUGAUGCCAUCCGACAGAAGCUGCAGGUAGACGAUGAUAAUGAUCAGGACAUUCUGGAUCAACAUGUGUCCAGGGUGUGGUCGGAUUUAACGCCAAGCCGUUCACCGGGCACCAUGUCACCGUGUCCACCGAACGUUAUCGGUUUACGGUCCCGCCGUAACGAGCUGGCCGGCUUGGGAGCACAAUCUAUGCGUCAUUCAAAAUCGAUGCCAGAAGGACAUCCGCUGAUGGGACCACCGAUGCAACCAAUGCCAAUGCAAAUGUCUUCCGGAUCGCGCAAGCUUUAUAACAAAUGGCCAUCGGUCAAUACGGACAGUGGUAUCAGCCUAUUCUCGACCGACACGCUGACGAAACACAGCAGCAGCGGUGGCGGUAGUCGUGGAGAGUUGAGUCUUGGGAGCAGUUCGCGUCCACUGUCGCGCAACAUGCAUUCGGACAUGCACACUGCAACGCUGCUGCAGGAAUCAAGCCGCCGAUUGGAGGAUGAAACGCGACGAUCGAAGCGAUAUCAGUAUCCACCUAGUGCAAUACAGAGCAUGCCAUUACCGCCGGUUCCGAUGCCAUCGUCGGGUGGUUUCAGUACCAACCUUCCACCGACCAUGCCACCACCACCAAUACCUGCCAAACCACUUCAGGCCCCGAACGAGUUCACCAUCGUGGUGUACUCGUUCUGUGAUGAGGAGGUCCCGUACAGGAUAAAGAUUCCCGGUACGCAACCACCGACACUGAAACAAUUCAAGGAUUAUCUACCCAAGAAGGGAAACUAUCGAUUCUUCUUUAAAACGCGCUGCGAAGACCUGGACAAUCCUGUCAUUCAGGAGGAGGUGAAUAGCGACAGUGAACCCUUGCCGCUGUUCGAGGGCAAGGUUAUGGGUACCGUCAAACCUUCGGAGUAGAUUUACUUUCGAAAGCAAUAGUACCAGAUAAGGCGAAAUAGGUAACGCAGAGCAUGGCAGACGUCUUUGUCUGGUCUGUUGGUGCAGUUGGUCAAUUCUAGAAAGAUUUGAUCAUCCGAGUUUUUAGUCUUCUCGUUCGCGAGUGAGGAAUGUGUGGCUUCCAUUAGCAUUAAGAGGAGGAUGGCAGCAAAGCGCAUAGAAUGUUUACAUAGAAGUCAGAGGGUAAAAUCACAGAGGGUCACAGGGAGGUCACACAAUAUGCCAAUAGUGCCUUCUGGUGUGCCCGCAUCAGCUAUAUAAUAUACAUCACUGCGUAUUAAAAAAAACUGAACAAUGAAAAGCAAUCAUCAAAUUGAACAAAGCCCUGUUUUUAUCAUUUUCGCGUAGAUUUGGCAAAUUUUAUGUUGAGUGGGUGGUAAUAAGCUAGGGUGAAGAUAGAAUGGUCUGAUAGUUGGGUGACAGUGUAUUGUAAUUAAUGCAACAGUGGAAUUACCACCAAAAGAUGAUACACUGCAAUCGAAUGUAACGCGAGACGAGAGCAAAUGAAAUCAAAUCGAAAGUAUCAGUAUUUUGACGCGUUUUGAGUUUUUUUUUUUUUUGGUAGGAGAAAGGGAAGAUAGUAAUAAUACUAGUAAUCAAAAAUACUAGACAAUGCGAUGUAGAGCUAUAUUUUCCACAACACAUGUAUCGCAUCACACAGAUUCUGUUAAGCACAGGAAGUUAAUACAAUUGUAUUUGAGCUGUGUAGGAUUUAUUCCGCCGAAUCGAGCAUAAAUUAGUUCUUCCAUGGUAAGCAAGCAAUGAAACUUACGUUCGGGAGCAAAGCAGCGCGCUGGUCAGGGAAAGUGUGAAGUGUUUAAUGGUGAAUGUCAUGGCGCCAUGCACACAUCAACGAUCAACGGCCGAAACCACCGCUCCUUAUCACUUAAUUGUACCAUAGUUGUUUUAUUCGCUAGUGUUACAAUUAAUGACCGUUUCAGGUCGUGCACAUAUAAGCAAGUAUAAUAGGUUAGUUUUAUUGCAAUUGAUUGGAGUUUCUUUUACGAUUCGUUUUACCACACUCUGUAUAUGUAAUGCAUUGAGAGAGAAAGAUAGAGAGAGUGGGAGAGAAAGAUGCAUGUACAUAAGAGGGCAUCAUAGUCAUAGAUUUUUAUUCGUUCCUCUGCCAUUAAUUGAUCUUACCACGCGUCCAGUCCCAUUCUUCACCUCUGUUUACUUAGCUUCACGCUAGCCUUAUUGUAGUAAAGCGACAAACGAAGUCACCACACUCGAGCAAGGAUGAAGACCGAUGAAGGAUAAUAAAUUGUCGAAAACAAAUGAUACGGUAGUGUUAACGAGAAUUGAUGGUGAAGCGAAAACGAGCUAUAUAAAUGCACGUAUGUAUAUUUAUAAGCUAAUAUAUAUAUAUACAUAUACACGACUGUAAUAGGGAAGUAAAAGAUUAGUGGA